UUAACUUUCCCGUGAUAUUUGUUUCUGGCGAAUCUGCUGAUGAGGAAACAAAGGCCUUUACCCCGUUGUUGUUGACAUGAGAGCUAGUUAACCAGCUAACGUUGCCAAAGCUAGCAGUGGUAAAAUAUGUUGCCUGCUUUUUAUUGCUAAAAUACCUUAUUUAAAUCACCCAAGGAAACACCUAAUAGAAUGGACGAACCAUGGGAUUUUGAGUUUUUAUAUCGGAUAGUUGAGGGCUUCAUGUCGUUUCUGUCUGAGUUUGUGGAUGACUGGACUGCAAAUGACAUGAGAGUUGCCGUGUUUAAAAUAUUGUUCAGUUGGCUUGUUCUGAGCCUUAUUGCCAUCCACUUCGCCUGGAAAGUAUAUGGAAAUACCGUUAACGACAUGUAUUAUCGACAAGGCACGGGUGGACAGAACGGAGGCACACCUGACACUGCACCUCACCUAAGUGGUUGGGAGAGUGCAUCAGGGGACGCCCUGAAGACCCAUCGCGAGUAAUGACCAGGGGAGUUUCUUGAACGAACCACAGAAUAUGGAUCUUGUAGCCGCUUGUCUUUGAAGAGUCUAUGCAAUUUGCCUGCAGGACGACUUCGACAGCAUUUACAGGAUGUUAACAAGUGGAAGUGAAGAUGUAUGUCAGUUCAAAAAGAGCUUCACCAAGUACAUUGGACUCUCUACUUAACACAAUGUGGAGUUUGUUGCCCCUGAUAACAGGAGGUUGAGUGUAGGGUGGUUUGGAUGACCGAUUCUCCUGCAGAUAAUUCAGUGGACAGAUUCCCAUGACCUCAAGAGGACAGUGGUGCAGGUGUAGUGAACAAGGAUUCCAAAAGAGAAAAUGAAACUGGCAUUGCAUCUGCUAAUUCAUACAGGACUUGGUGGAAUUUUAAUUUAAAUGAAGAUGGCCAUUAUUAUGGUGCAUGAACAAUUAAAUAGGUACCACGUGUUGGCUACUUAAAAACACUGCCUAAUUUUAGUCAUAGACUAAAGACCCACCCUUUCAACAACCUUCUGUAUUUGAAUUGAGUAGGAAAGCAAGCUAUGAUAAUCAUGCAGAUGAGAUGUAAUGGUAUGGUUGCUUUGGUGCUGUUUACCAGAAAGACAAUAAAAGCAUUUAGGUUCA
Messenger RNA from Alosa sapidissima (American shad), 1120 nucleotides. RefSeq names its product T cell leukemia translocation altered (gene tcta). The record is from RefSeq and is a predicted model, not a curated record. Bases 190 to 498 code for a protein of 102 amino acids. Lineage: Eukaryota; Metazoa; Chordata; Actinopteri; Clupeiformes; Clupeidae. The transcript is spliced from 3 exons.